Molecule: messenger RNA, 2066 nt
Organism: Elgaria multicarinata webbii
Lineage: Eukaryota; Metazoa; Chordata; Lepidosauria; Squamata; Anguidae
Gene: TIMCC
Product: family with sequence similarity 136 member A
Exons: 3
Coding region: 38-454 (138 amino acids)
Cellular component (GO): cytoplasm
Source: RefSeq, a predicted model, not a curated record
UGUGCUCGCGGGGCGAGGCGAGGCGGCCAGAUCCGGCAUGGCCGAGGCUCAGCAGCUCCGGGUGCAGGAGACCAUCGACCGCAUGGUGCAGGGGCUCGAGCGGGAGAACAUCCGGAAGAUGCAGGGAAUCAUGUUCCGGUGCAGUGCGACCUGCUGUGAGAAUGACAAGGCCUCCAUGCAACAUGUGCACCAAUGCAUCGAGCGCUGUCAUGCUCCCCUGGCACAGGCACAAGCUGUUGUCACCCAAGAGCUGGAGAGAUUUCAGGACCGCCUUUCUCGCUGUACAAUGCACUGUAAUGACAAAGCCAAGGACUCCUUAGAGACGGGCAGUAAAGAGCAGCAGGUCAAGCUGCAGUUGGAAAACUGCGUGACGAAGUGCGUGGAUGACCAUGUCCACCUCAUUCCCAGCAUGACUAAGAAGAUGAAGGAGACUUUGGCAGGCAUUGCGCAGUAGAAUACCUGGCUUUGGGGAGGGACGGGAAUGGGUUACUGGUUAAUACUAAGAUGGGUGUGCUAAACCUUGGUGGAAAUGUAGACAGUAACAUUUGGGUACAUCCAGGGUGAUGUCUGGUGGCAUGUAUUGUAUUGUGGUGGCCCCUGAAGUGCUCCUGAUCUUUUCAAGACCAUGGUGUUGACUUGGGAGCAAGGCUGCAGAUUGUCAGAGUGAGGAACAAGUAAUUCUAUUUUUCAGGGUCCCUUGGCGUGAAUAAUGUGUAUGUGCAAGCAGUUUCUCCUCCUUUCUUCGCCGUGGUUCUUCCCUCCCUUGUAGCAAUGAUGGGGCAGGGGAACCUGUAGCAUUGGCAGCUCUGAAGAUGUCUCAACAGGACAGAUUCACUGGCUGUGCAUCCUUUUCUGACACUGCCUUACAAAUAUGCCUCUAGUGUCCUGUAAAGGCACAUAUGGUCUUUUUCUGUGGUUCACUGCAGGAGGUGGUUUGCUGUGGGUUUUCAUUCUUUCCUGUUUGCAUCUUUUUCUAUUGUGACAUCAUAAUUUUAGUAGCGUGCACAAAUUUGAAAUCCCCAAAGCUGGGGACCAUUUUAUACCUUCAGGAAAAUCAAGUAUUGAUUUUUUUUCCCCGCUUGAAAAUGGGUUUGUAUUCUUGAAUGCUUCCCACUGGGGUGGGGAGAACACUGUUCCCUGCAUGUUGAAAGAUUGGAAGAGGUCUAAGCUGAACUCUUCUCUCUGACAUGCUGGUUUUCAACAUACAAGGAGAGCCCCCCAGGCCCACUGAAAAAGACCCCCCAUUUGUAUCCUGGGAAGUGAACUAUAAAUGUAGGAUUCUAUUUAUAUAUAUAUUGCUGAAUAUCAGAAUUGAUUGUGUUACUGGAAUAUAUAGCAUUCCUCUAAUAAGGCUGAGUCUUCCCCAAAACCUCUAAAACAAAAUUCUUACAUUAAAACCUUGUAUUAUUUUUUAGUCAUAUUUGAAUUCUGUGCAUUUAUAUUUUCACCAUUUUCAGCACAGGGAAAUUCUUCAGCACCUGGUCACUCUUCCUUUCAAAGUUCUGAGGGACAGUUCUCAAAUGGAACUGUCCCGCAGCCAGCUGUGAUGUCACAAACAACUCAGAAGAAUCAUUUCAUGCAUUUAAUUGGUGACUAUGAAGGUUAAAUAAAUGGACCAUAUAACACAGAAGCAGCACUUGUAUUAUACUAGGGGAAUAAACUCCUCUGAUUGAUCUGUACUGUGUUCAAGAGAGUUUCUCCAGUUACUGGAAAUUUCACAACAAACCUAAGUACUGUGUGGAUUCACAGAAAUAUACAUCUUUCCUGUUGAAGAGCAGCAUUAAUUUCUUCCUUGUGUGGCAGUCUCCUCACAUGUAGGAUGCACAGUAUUGAAUGUUUGGAUUUCAUGAACAAUAAGUAAAAUGGAAAAUAUUAUGACCACCAAUUAGGGAAGCACCAGUUCUUGUAAAUCUAAGUAUAUUUAUUCCAACAGGAAUUAUAUUUGGGGGUUGCAAGAAUACCACUUCAUGAAUUAAUGAAGUCCCUGUUUCCUACUUCCCCAUCCUUCUUUUAACUGUGAAUUCUUUUCUAAGAGUUUAAAUAAAAAUAUUUUUAAAAAAUGAAAA